AUGACGCUGGAUGAACAAAUUCAAGAAGUGAACGAUGACGUCGAAGAACUCAAACGUCUAAUCAAUGAAACGAGCCGUUCUCGAAUCAAACAACUUCUAGAAGUGCAACAACAGAAAUUAGAAAAAGAAUUAGGCCAGUUGAAAGAGAAAUUGCAAAAAGAACAACAACAAGCUACUGUUCAAGCUGCCGAAAAGACAGCGAAUACUCUUCCCAUCUCGACACACUCCUAUACAAAGGAUAUUACAGUCUAUGCAUGGGAUCAAAGUGAUAAAUUUGUGAAAAUUUAUGUUCAAAAUCUUGACGGAGUUGGAGAUUUACCGAAAGAUCAGGUUGAAUGUUCAUUUGAGAAAAAUGGUUUCCAUCUACAAAUCCAAAAACUGAAGAAUAUCAACUAUUCUUUGAAGAAAACUCAUCUUCGACAUGAUAUUAAACCCGAAGAAUCGACCUUUCGAGUUAAAAAAGAUAUGGUGAUCGUCUCUCUACGAAAAGUCGAAUCGACGAAUUGGGAAAGUUUUCUGAAAGAGGAAAAGCCAGCCGUUCUGAAAUCACUGCCGAAUUUAAGUAAAGCAAAGGAUAAUGAAUCGUUUAUGAAUGCUGUCGAAGAAAUGUAUGAAAAUGGCGACGAUGACACGAAACGAGCUAUAGCUAAAGCAUGGACACAAUCGCGUGAAAAAGCGAAUGCUUUCAGUCAAAAACAGGAAGAAGAUAGUAAAAAUCCUGAUAUUAUUCGUACUCCUGAUUUUACGUUUUAUCCUCCGCCGAAAAAGAACUAA
Messenger RNA from Adineta ricciae, 774 nucleotides. Lineage: Eukaryota; Metazoa; Rotifera; Eurotatoria; Adinetida; Adinetidae. The record is from the annotation of a GenBank genome assembly.